GAGGCAGAAGAGACUUUUGUGCUAGUGCAGAAUAUAAGAAAGAGGGAGCUUGGGGAGGAGCAUCCUUCCACGCUGACCAGCAUGGCUAACCUGGCGUUGACGUUUUGGAAACAAGGGCGGUGGAAGGAGGCCGAAGAGCUGAAUGUGCAAGUGAUGGAGACGAGAAAGAAGGUGCUUGGAGAGGAGCAUCCCUCCACGCUGACCAGCAUGGCCAACCUGGCGUCGACGUUUUGGAAUCAAGGACGGUGGAAGGAGGCCGAAGAGCUGUUUGUGCAAGUAAUGCAGACAAAUUUAAGAAUGCUUGGGGAGGAGCAUUCAGACACGCUGACCAGCAUGGCCAACUUGGCGUCGACGUACAGUAAUCAAGGACGGUGGAAGAAGGCCGAAGAGCUGGAGGUGCGAGUGAUGGAGACGAGAAAGAGGACAAGUUUUAGGGUGCUUGGGGAGGAGCAUCCAGACACGCUGACCAGCAUGAACAAUCUCGCAUUUACGUUAAAGGCCCAAUCUUGCAAUAGCAACGCUAUUGUACUUAUGGAAAAAUGCUUCCGACUACGCAAACAUGUCCUAGGCCCUCAGCACCCAUGCACAACAUCAUCACUAGAAGCUCUGAACAUGUGGCGGUUGGAA
Messenger RNA from Mytilinidion resinicola, 627 nucleotides. RefSeq lists its product as uncharacterized. The record is from RefSeq and is a predicted model, not a curated record. NCBI's taxonomy places the organism in Eukaryota, Fungi, Ascomycota, Dothideomycetes, Mytilinidiales, Mytilinidiaceae. Gene Ontology annotation, molecular function: protein binding. The annotation marks the transcript as partial. The transcript is spliced from 2 exons.